UUUAAUGUAAAUUUUCAUUUUUAAAGUUCAAGACAAAAUUUUAACAUAGAAUUGAAAUUGUAAAAAAAUUAUAACUGUACAGCAAAAUUUUGUAGCUUCUAAAACAAUUUUUAUUCGUUAUGGAUGAUUUUGAUUUCAGCAGUCCACCACCGGAGGUGCGAACUAUUCACACACACAAUCUGAACGACGAACAACUGAAGGAUUGUGAGGAGGCUUUCGCACUCUUCGAUGACGAGAACGCCAAGGUCAUUCCCAUAAAAAAUCUGAGGGAUUGUAUGCGAGCCCUGGCCCACACUCCACCGGAAAACGAGUUGCAGGACUAUAUCACCGAAAUCGAUACGGAUGGAUCGGGCGAACUGUAUCUCAGCGAUUUCUGUUACAUCAUGUCAAAGCGCUACGAGAAUUCUACUGUCGAAGAUGAAGUUAUUCUGGCGUUCAAGGUCUUCGACAAGGACGGGUCUGGCUUCAUUCAUGAGAACGAGUUUCGUCAGAUAAUGACUGACUUGGGUGAGGAAAUGGAGGAAGACGAAAUCGAGGAGAUGAUUCGGGAUGCAGACGCCAAUACGGAGCUGAAAAUUGACUAUGUUCGCUUUGUGACUAUGAUGAUGGAGACAUAAAAAUUUUUUAUAUUUUCAAAGGAGGAUCUUAUAUAUUUGAAUAUCACAGAACUUUGGAAUAUACUAUGCAGGAUUUUAUAAAAUUACCUUUUUAUUUGGGACAGGAAUAUUGGACAAAAAUUAUGAAAUAAUAUGACUAUACCUUUAUUUCUUCAAGAAUAAAGCUUAGAAAAUUU
Drosophila ficusphila is the source of this 793-nucleotide messenger RNA. RefSeq names its product calmodulin. The record is from RefSeq and is a predicted model, not a curated record. Lineage: Eukaryota; Metazoa; Arthropoda; Insecta; Diptera; Drosophilidae. Gene Ontology annotation, molecular function: calcium ion binding. The transcript has 2 exons. The coding region runs from base 120 to 617 and encodes 165 amino acids. Gene Ontology annotation, cellular component: myosin II complex.